AAGAUUUGGUCCGUAUUCUCCUGGUAAAAGGCGGUUAAAUGGCGCCUCCUCCCGCCAUUGUACAACCGAUAUAAUCAUGAAUGGCCUACACCUUGGAGCUCAAAAUUUCCGAACUAUUACCAAGGUGCAAGUUCGCGCACCUCAAACCAAUCCACGCUCUCCUCAUUACCACCUCUCUUCACCAAAAUAUCCAUGUUUUCUCGAGCUUUCUUCGACGAACCACCGAAUUCGGGACCAUGGAUUACGCCAGUCUCGUGUUUUCUCAUCUAACUCCCGGUUUCAGAACCGAAAUCCAAUUCUGGAACGCUAUGAUCAGGGGUUACGCUUUCAAUGGCCCUGCUGAGAAAUGCGUGUCCUUGUAUACCGAAUUGCUUCAAAGAGGGCUGAAACCCCAUAAUUUUACCUACCCUUUUGUGCUAAACUCGUGCACUGAUUUGGGUCGGUUCCGGGAUGGGGAAAACGUGCAUUGUCGAAUUCUUAAGACGGGAUUUUCGUCGAGUUUUUCAGUUUCUAAUGCGCUCUUGAAUCUGUAUUUGAAACUUCCAGAGUUCCCUGGACCGGGGAUUGUUACUGGUGGGAAGGUUUCUGAUGCUCGCAAGGUGUUUGACGAAAUGUGUGUUAGAACUGUUGAAGUAUGUAACCGAAUGAUGGCAGGGUAUACGAGCGCUGGGGAUGUCAAUAAUGCACGGCAGUUGUUUGAUAAUAUGGAAGAUCGAGAUAUCAUUACGUGGAAUACAAUGAUUUCUGGUUAUGUCAAGGUACGAGAGGUAGUAAAAGCAAGGGAGUUAUUUGAACGAAUUCCAGAGAAUAAUGUCGUGUCUUGGACAUUGAUGAUUGGGGUGUAUGCUAAAGCUGGAGAUCUUAUUACAGCACGAAUGUUCUUCAAUAAAAUGCCUCAAAGAAAUGUGGUGUCAUGGAAUUCCAUGGUUUCAAGCUACGUUCAACAAGGGAAUUUUCAGGAAGCAGUGGAUCUCUUUAUCGAAAUGCGAUCAGAGGGCGUAACUCCUGAUGGGUAUACCUUUGUUUCUGUUUUAUCAGCUUGCUCUCACUUGGGUGAUCUAGAGUUUGGGAAGUGGAUUCACUACUUGAUCGAAGAUUUCUCUCAACUUGGAGUUAUUGCUGCAACUGCCCUCAUUGAAAUGUAUGCAAAAUGUGGAGACAUUAACAGAGCAUUUAUCCUUUUCAUUAAAAUUGGAAUAAAGGAUGUGUUUUGUUGGAACGUUAUGUUAAAGUCACUUGCCCUCCAUGGAAAGUCUCAUGAUGCUAUUAAAUUAUUCUCACUGAUGCAAAAAGAAGGCCUGAAGCCAAAUGACUUCACCUUCCUUGGAGCUCUGUUUGCCUGCAGCCACGGAGGGAUGGUGGAAGAAGGCCAAUCAAUAUUUGAUAAUAUGGAGAAGGAAUGUGGGAUUAGCCCGACAAUCGAACAUUUUGGUUGCGUUAUUGAUUUGCUCAGUCGAAACGGUCGACUGGAGGAAGCGCUGCAGCUAGUAGACAAGAUGCCGUUUGAGCCUGAUGUUGCAAUAUGGGGAGCUUUGCUGGGUGGUUGCAAGUUAAGAAGUGAUUUCAAGAGAGCAGGAGAAAUCGUUGAGAGGGCGAGCAAAUUGAGAUCAAAUGAAGGUGGAAUCCAUGCGAGCUUGUCGAAUAUGUAUGCAUCAAUUGAGCACUGGCCAGAGGCUCUAAUUGCGAGGGAAAAGAUGGAAGAGGAGAAUAUAUUGAAGAAGACUGGCCAGAGUAGCGUGAUUUAUGCACCCUGUUGAAGCUCAAUGUUCACCACAGAGGACAAAGACUAAUAUGGUGGCGAGGAAUUUUCAUUAAAUUUUGGUGGAAGGACAAAGAGCAUCGGAUACAAGAAAUUGAACCAAAUCCAACCGAUCUGGGUUUGGCAUUGGUCCUAACUGGUUGGUCACCAUCGCUUGAGUGGUUCAAUUUUGGCCAGUUUGUUUGAAAACCAAACCGAACCAGAUCAACUUAACAGAAAUGUUCUAUGUUAAUUUCUUGUUACGUUGAGAAAACGAAAAAGUUGAU
Momordica charantia (bitter melon) is the source of this 2025-nucleotide messenger RNA. Its product is annotated as pentatricopeptide repeat-containing protein At3g29230-like. Lineage: Eukaryota; Viridiplantae; Streptophyta; Magnoliopsida; Cucurbitales; Cucurbitaceae. Gene Ontology annotation, biological process: RNA modification. The record is from RefSeq and is a predicted model, not a curated record. Gene Ontology annotation, molecular function: protein binding; RNA binding.